AUGCCAAUUUCAGGACUGGAACAUUAUCUUUCUUACCAUUUAAGGAUAAUUCUGCCGCAUGUUUUAUCUAAAUCAUCAUCUAGAAGAGUUGCCUACCUUUUUUCGUUAUUUUCUGCAAUAACUUCAGGAUUCAUCACUUUAAUAUCGUUGUAUUCACAACCAUGGCAAACUCAUCUACAUUAUUCAUCAUGGCAAAUUAAUAUGAUUUCCAGUGUCACCAACCUUGGAAUGUAUUUAACUCCACCAAUAUUAGGUAUAAUAGCUGAUAAUCAUGGUCCAAUAACACUGAGUUGCCUUUCCAUAUUGGGAUUCAUCCCAAGUUAUGCAUAUCUCGGUCACAUUUUUUAUAAUCCUCCGCCACACAACAGUAUAACUAAUUCUGAACCAUUAUCAUCAUUAUCGUUCAACUUGACCCUGUUAUGUUUCAUGAUAAUCGGUAUAUCAACAAGUGCUUUAUAUUUUAGUGCAUUAAUAACUUGUACGAAAUUAUAUCCAACUAAGAAACUAUUAUCAAUCAGUUUACCAACCACAUCGUUUGGUAUAUCAUCCCUGGUAGGGUCCCAGUUAUUGAGAAUACCAUGGUUUUGGUCCAUACCCUCCUCGUCCUCAUCGUCAUUCUCAUCAACAGCAAUAGAAACCGACAAGAUUCUGAACUUAGGACGUGUUUUCCAUACUUUUGCAUGGUUAUAUGUCAUAAUCGGUAUUUUUGCCUGGGUUGCUACAGGUACUGUAUCAAUGUUAAACUGCAGCAAGGAAGAAGAACUUCAAAUCGAGCAGAAUUAUCAUUCAUCUGUUAAUAAAUAUCAAGAUCGUGAACAGCAACCUUUACUUUCGAACGGUACUAAUUCUGACUAUAGUAGUAGUGGCAGUAACAUUAUCAACGAAGUACAGACUGAACAAGAAAUCGAACCUAUUAAAUCAAAUUCGAUGGUCACUAUUUUUAAAGAUCCAUUAACAUACGUUCUAGCAAUAUCAAUGUUAUUAUCCCUAGGGCCAUUAGAAAUGUUCGUUACCAACAUGUCAUCAUUAUCUCAUCUUUUAAUUAAACAUGAAACAACUACACUAUCAAGCCAAAUCCUAUCAAUCUAUGCAUUUUCUUCCACUCUAGCAAGGUUAAGUACAGGAUUAACAAUGGAUUUAUUUAGUCGUUAUAAGAUAUCAUUGAAAUGGCUUCUUUUAUCAUUAUUAUCAUUAGGUUUAUUUUCUCAAGCAUUAAUAUUACACUUCACUACGGGUGCUACUACCUCUACGGUGAUAGCAUCUACAGAUCUUUUAUUUAUGAGUAUCUUACUAGGACAAGUUUACGGUGGAUUAUUUACAAUCUAUCCCACAAUUACAUUAGUCAUCUAUGGUGAAAAGUUAUUCGGAACUGCUUAUGGUAGUUUAAUGGUAGCACCAGCAAUUGGAUCCAUUGUGUCAUGUAUGUCAUAUGCUAAAGUUUAUGAUUCAAAUUGUAAUGUCAGUGAUACUGGGGUCAUGGGACGUAAUUGUAUUAGUCCUGUCUAUAAAAUGACAGUUUUACAAUUUGUCUUAUCAAUUGGUUUGACAGGAACAGCCUUCUAUUUCUGGAGGAAAAGAAGGAUAUCGUUCUAA
Naumovozyma dairenensis CBS 421 is the source of this 1593-nucleotide messenger RNA. It is a transcript of the gene MCH1, whose product is annotated as Mch1p. Gene Ontology annotation, molecular function: transmembrane transporter activity. Gene Ontology annotation, cellular component: membrane. The transcript has a single exon. Gene Ontology annotation, biological process: transmembrane transport. The coding region runs from base 1 to 1593 and encodes 530 amino acids. NCBI's taxonomy places the organism in Eukaryota, Fungi, Ascomycota, Saccharomycetes, Saccharomycetales, Saccharomycetaceae. The record is from RefSeq and is a predicted model, not a curated record.